GUUUUAAAGGUUGAUUCCACAAAAAUGGUACUUUGUCUGAAUAAUUAGAGUUUUAAAGGUUCAAUCCACCCAAAUUGGCAGCAAGAACUUUCUAGUUCUAGCUUUUCUAGUUUUCUAGUUUACACUGUUUCACAAUCACUAUUGCAGAUUGUAUGUUACUGCACAGAUACAUGAGUCCACGAGUCUAGCAUUCAUUACAUAACUGGCUUUUCUUAUCAACAAUAAAUCCUGGUCAUAAACUGCACCUGUUCCUUCCUUUCUUAAGUGAAAGUAUCAGCUGAUUUGAGUCACAGUCUGUUCUGCCUUUGAUAGGUGAAGAGGUGAAGACAUGGGAUUGUUCCAGUCUGUUUUUGACAAAUCACUGAAUCCUGGAGACCUGAUCGAGGUCGACCGUGGGAAUUAUAACGACUGGGCCGUUUACAUCGGAGGAAAUGAAGUGGUUCAUCUUGUUACAAAUGAUUCUGGUUCAGACAAGACUUCCUCUAAUGCAGAGGUGAAGUGCGAAAAGCUCAGUGAUGUACUCAAAGGUAACAGCUACAAAGUCAACAAUCUUCUGGACGACAAGUACGAGCCUCGCGACCCUGACGACAUCGUGAAAGACGCACGCAGCAGGAUUGGUCGGAAGUACAGAGUCGUCAAUUAUAACUGCAAAGACUUUGCGACAGAGCUGCGAUACGGCAAACCAGAGUCACGAGAGCCUAAAAAGAAUCCUGGAGACCUGAUCGAGGUCGACCGUGGGAAAUAUAGCCACUGGGCCGUUUACAUCGGAGGAAAGGAAGUGGUUCAUCUUACUAGAAAUGAUUCUGGUUCACAGGCCAGUUUUUCACCAUCUGACCAGACGUCUUCAAAAUCAGAGGUGAGGCGCGACAAGCUCAGUGACGUGCUCAACGGCGACAGCUACCAAGUCAACAAUCUUCUGGACAAGACGCGCAAGCCUCGUGACCCUGACGUCAUCGUGAGAGUGGCAAAGAAGAGGAUUGGCUCGUCAAAGUACAAUUUAAUCAGUGCAAACUGCGAACACUUUGCGACAGAGAUGCGAUACGGCAAACCAGAGUCACGGCAGGUAAAAAAAUGGGGAGGAGCAGCAUUAGUAGGAGUAGCAACAGGAGGAGGAGCAGCAGUAGUAACAUUGGCAGCAGGAGCAACAGUAGCAGUAGUGUCUGUUGUUGGGGUGUUGUCUGGGGGGGUAGGGGUGGUAGUAGGGCUAACUGUGGUUGGGCUGUCACAAGAGAGGAAAAAAAAAAAAAAAGAUUGACCUUGUCUUUCCAAAUGAUUUUAUGUUGAUCUUUUGCAGGUAAAUGCAGGAGCACUGUUUUUGGUGUGGUGGUGUUUGUGGGGGUAGUGCUGAUAGUACAGCUAGUGCUGUCGUCAUGAGACGGGAAAAAGAAACAAGGACAUGAUGACACAACACAACAAGAAGCAGAAACAACACAAAAAUCACACAUAUAAAACUUAUAAUAAUUAUGUUAUAAAUUGAAUUCUAUUGAUUCUAAAUCAGAAAGUCUGUCUUGAUUAAACAUUUAAGUGUUAUAUUAUUCUGUAAAUGUUAAACUACAUGUGAUUACAUAUUCACUGUAUUAACGUUUAUCAAAUCAUGUGACUUUUCCAUAAACAUUAAACUUUCCUUCAUGUGUCACUAUGUUGCCUUUUA
Molecule: messenger RNA, 1651 nt
Organism: Solea senegalensis (Senegalese sole)
Lineage: Eukaryota; Metazoa; Chordata; Actinopteri; Pleuronectiformes; Soleidae
Exons: 6
Coding region: 329-1255 (308 amino acids)
Biological process (GO): N-acylphosphatidylethanolamine metabolic process
Cellular component (GO): cytoplasm
Molecular function (GO): A2-type glycerophospholipase activity; glycerophospholipid phospholipase A1 activity
Source: RefSeq, a predicted model, not a curated record